Ananas comosus (pineapple) is the source of this 3472-nucleotide messenger RNA. RefSeq names its product putative aconitate hydratase, cytoplasmic. The record is from RefSeq and is a predicted model, not a curated record. Gene Ontology annotation, molecular function: aconitate hydratase activity; 4 iron, 4 sulfur cluster binding. The transcript is spliced from 20 exons. The coding region runs from base 199 to 3183 and encodes 994 amino acids. Gene Ontology annotation, biological process: citrate metabolic process; tricarboxylic acid cycle. NCBI's taxonomy places the organism in Eukaryota, Viridiplantae, Streptophyta, Magnoliopsida, Poales, Bromeliaceae. Gene Ontology annotation, cellular component: cytosol; mitochondrion.
CUCCUACUGCCUCUCUGUUCGUUAGUCGUCUUUGUCGUUCCCCGCGAACCCCACUGGGAAGCACAUAUCAGGGUUAGGGUUAGGGUUAGGGUUAGCGUUAGCGGUGGGGGUCAGGUUAAAUCGCUCCUGCCAAUCUACCUACUCCGCUCCAUGGCAGUAGUACUCUUCGCCCACCCUCUUUGAUGCCACCCCCUCGUCAUGUAUAAAGCUGCCUCCUUUGGCCUCUUCCGCGCCCCCUCCGCCCUCCUCCUCCGCGCCUCCUCCGCUGCUCCUCCGAUACCCAAAACCCUCACUCCUUCCUCUCUGAUUGGAUCGAGAUCGAGCAGUUACUCCAAGUCUUGUAGUGUUUGGCAACGAUCGGGGCUCGGAUCGUGCGCUUCGUGGCGGUACGGUUCGGAUUGGAGGUCUCCGCUUAGCCUCAGGGCGCAGAUCAGGAGCUCCGCCGCGGUGAUCGAGCGGUUCGAGCGGAAAAUGGCGACUGUUGCUACUGAGAAUCCCUUCAAGGAUAUCUUAACGGGCCUUUCGAAGCCUGGAGGCGGUGAACAUGGAAAAUACUACAGUUUGCCUGGGCUGAAUGAUCCAAGGAUUGAUCGACUUCCGUAUUCCAUCCGCAUACUUCUUGAGUCAGCAAUUCGCAAUUGUGAUAACUUCCAGGUCACGAAAAAUGAUGUUGAGAAGAUAAUUGAUUGGGAGAAUACAGCUCCAAAGUUUGUCGAGAUCCCCUUCAAGCCUGCUCGGGUUCUUCUGCAGGAUUUCACUGGUGUACCAGCCGUUGUUGACCUUGCUUGCAUGCGCGAUGCCAUGAAUAAGCUCGGCAGUGAUUCUAACAAAAUCAACCCUUUGGUUCCAGUGGAUCUUGUUAUUGACCACUCAGUGCAGGUAGAUGUUGCAAGAUCAGAGAAUGCAGUGCAGGCAAAUAUGGAGCUUGAAUUCCGAAGGAACAAAGAAAGGUUUAGUUUCCUCAAAUGGGGAUCUACUGCUUUUCAUAAUAUGCUUGUUGUUCCUCCCGGUUCUGGUAUUGUUCACCAGGUUAAUCUGGAAUAUCUUGGUCGAGUUGUUUUCAACACCGAUGGGGUUCUGUAUCCAGAUAGUGUGGUUGGCACUGAUUCCCACACUACUAUGAUUGAUGGAUUAGGAGUUGCUGGAUGGGGAGUUGGAGGGAUUGAAGCAGAGGCUGCGAUGCUUGGUCAGCCUAUGAGUAUGGUUUUGCCUGGUGUAGUUGGGUUCAAGUUGUCUGGAAAAUUACGAAAUGGUGUGACUGCAACUGACUUAGUUUUGACGGUCACCCAAAUGUUGAGGAAGCAUGGUGUCGUUGGCAAGUUUGUUGAAUUUUAUGGUGAAGGUAUGGGUGAGCUGUCAUUGGCUGAUAGGGCAACAAUUGCUAAUAUGUCCCCUGAAUAUGGAGCUACUAUGGGUUUCUUCCCUGUGGAUCAUGUCACCUUAAACUAUCUCAAAUUGACAGGAAGAAGUGAUGAAACUGUAUCAAUGAUUGAGGCGUAUUUGCGAGCUAACAAGAUGUUUGUGGACUACAGUGAGCCUCAAAAAGAAAGAGCAUAUUCAUCUUAUCUGGAGUUAGACCUUGCAGAUGUUGAGCCUUGUAUUUCGGGUCCAAAAAGGCCUCAUGACCGUGUUCCUUUGAAAGAAAUGAAAUCAGAUUGGCAUGCUUGUCUGGAUAAUAAAGUUGGGUUCAAGGGUUUUGCCGUACCAAAAGACUUGCAAGAGAAAGUUGUGAAGUUCGAUUUUCAUGGACAUCCCGCAGAAAUCAAGCAUGGCAGUGUUGUCAUAGCUGCAAUAACUAGCUGCACCAAUACGUCAAACCCUAGCGUUAUGCUUGGUGCUGGUCUUGUUGCGAAAAAGGCCUACGAACUAGGCCUUGAGGUCAAGCCAUGGGUUAAAACAAGCCUUGCGCCAGGUUCUGGAGUUGUAACUAAAUAUUUGCUUAAGAGUGGCCUUCAAGAGUAUUUGAAUAAGCAAGGGUUUCAUAUUGUUGGAUAUGGCUGCACUACAUGUAUUGGAAACUCUGGAGAUCUUGACGAGUCCGUUGCUGCUGCAAUUUCAGAUAAUGAUGUUGUUGCUGCUGCUGUUCUUUCCGGCAAUAGAAACUUCGAGGGUCGGGUGCAUCCCUUGACUCGAGCAAACUAUCUUGCCUCACCACCACUUGUUGUAGCAUAUGCGCUUGCUGGCACGGUUGACAUUGACUUCGAGAAGGAGCCGAUCGGAGUAGGAAAAAAUGGCAAGAAUAUUUACUUCAAGGAUAUAUGGCCAUCAACUGAAGAAAUUGCAGAGGUUGUUCAGUCUAGUGUAUUGCCUGAUAUGUUCAAGAGCACAUAUGAAGCAAUCACCAAAGGCAACGCCAUGUGGAACCAGCUGACAGUCCCCGCCACAACCCUUUACUCAUGGGACCCAAACUCUACCUACAUUCACGAGCCCCCGUACUUCAAGGAUAUGACCAUGGCUCCUCCUGGACCCCACGGGGUGAACGAUGCUUACUGCCUCUUAAACUUCGGCGACAGCAUCACCACCGAUCACAUUUCGCCAGCUGGAAGCAUUCACAAGGACAGUCCUGCUGCGAAAUACUUACUUGAAAGGGGUGUGGACCGUAAAGACUUCAAUUCCUAUGGGAGCCGUCGGGGGAAUGAUGAAGUAAUGGCCAGAGGAACUUUUGCGAACAUUCGUCUUGUGAAUAAGCUCUUGAAGGGAGAGGUUGGACCAAAGACUAUUCACGUUCCUACUGGGGAGAAGCUCUAUGUGUUUGAUGUAGCAAUGAGGUACAAGGCCGCUGGUCAUGAUACCAUUGUUUUGGCCGGAGCCGAGUAUGGCAGCGGUAGCUCUCGAGACUGGGCUGCCAAGGGCCCAAUGCUGCUGGGAGUCAAAGCCGUGAUUGCUAAAAGCUUUGAGAGAAUUCACCGGAGCAAUUUAGUAGGGAUGGGCAUUGUCCCCCUUUGCUUCAAGCCAGGUGAAGAUGCUGAUUCGCUUGGCCUCACCGGGCAUGAGAGGUACACAAUAGACCUGCCAAGCAACAUUAGUGAGAUCCGACCUGGACAAGACAUCACUGUUGUUACAGACACUGGAAAGUCUUUCACGUGUACAGUUCGCUUUGACACAGAGGUUGAAUUGGCUUAUUUCAACCAUGGGGGAAUUCUUCCGUUUGUCAUCCGCAAUCUGAUUAAUUCGCAAAAAUAAGCUAAAUAUGACAACUUUUGUCGAGGAACUCUCGUUACAUCUGGUUGUUCUGGUUGGCAUUAGCCUGCUGGCUGCGGUAGCUUUCUAGUAUUGAGGAAUUUUAAUCAUCAAAAAACAUUAACUUCAAAUAAAGCAUAUCAUGAAAGGAGACAAUUUUCCUGCUGUGGGUGUCCGUUGGGUUGGAAAUGAGAAGGAUACUAUAAAUUACUGAGACUUGUUCUCGAAAUGGUAUAUUGUUCACUCGCGGUUUAUAAAAUUUCCGAUUGGCGACUAACUUUGGUGCACUUGA